ACAUCUGGAAGUCCAGAUUAAACACAGAAAUGGAUUACACAAAAAGAGCUGACAUAAAUAUGAACACAUAAAGAUCAAAUAAUCUUUUGAUACAUCUACAAACAAACUAAACUGCUGGUCCUGUGGAUUAGAACCAGCCUAUCUCAUAAAUUCAUACACACCAACAUGUUUAAUGCCUGUAAGAGUCUAUAAUGUGUGCAUCAACUAUAUUUAAUGUAUAUUUACAUAAAGGAUAUACAUUUCAUAUAUUUGUAUUUAAAUGUGUGUAUUAUUUACAUUUGUAUAUAAAUUAAUAAAAUAAAUGUUUUUUUUAUGCAAAUUAUGCCCUAUUUCCAAAAGUCAUCACACUUUGCUUAACGCAAUGUUACGCUAUUACUGCUGCAAAAAGCAGGCUGUAAACUGAGUGUUUUGUACCUUUUCUAUCGAUUGCUGAUACAAUGCAGACAAUUAAACAACACUAUCAGCAAGCACAAUUUAUUCUUAGUGAAUUCCAAAAUUAUGUCCAUCUAUAAAGGCCUGCUUACACCAAGACGAAUAUUUGGUAUAAAAAAAAUUGUGUGACAAACACAAUUUGAUUGAAGGGGUGUUAAAGGAGACCUAAUAUACCCCUUUUUCACAAGAUGUAAUAUAAGUGUCUGGUGUCCUCAGAAUGUGUCUGUGAAGUUUCAGCUCAAAACAGAUAAUUUAUUAUAGCUUGUCAAACUUUCUCCUAUUUGGAUGUGAGCAAAAAUGCGCAGUUUUUGUGUGUAUCCUUUUAAAUGCAAAAGAGGGCGGAGCUUUAACAGCUCGCGCUUCGGUUGCUCUUCAGCAACAAAGCUGGAGAAUCUCACGCAGGCAAAAUGAGGAUUGUCAGUAACGGUGUUCAGCCUUACAUUGUUCAAACCGGAGUCGGACACUGAUGGAGAGACUCAGGAAGAAGUUGCAACUUUUAGAAUGAAACUGGACGUUUCUGAAUGGUUAGUGGAUAAAUUCAUGUAGUUGCUGUGGAGUUGAUUCAACUCAUCAACGAGCAUGUGCCGUCAUGUUAAUCUUUUGUGCAAAUUCAGCGUUGAACUGAAAAAAAAAAAAAACAGUGAAUCCAAAAUCGUCCAACUGAUGCUAACUGCCAACAGUCAGCAGACUACAUUGCAUCCCUUCUCAGAUGUUACAUGACCUUACAAAUGCCAACUGAACAUGUUCAAACUUCAAACAUGUCAAACACGUUUGAAGUCUUCAAACACAUUAACUUUGUCUCAAAACCUAGUGAGGUGCCCUACCUAGUCAGCAUUUUGAACAUCAUAGGAACAUGUACCAUUUUGGCUGUCUGGCUAAGACAUGUUCAUGAACAAGUUCAAUCGGUCAAAACAAGCACCAACCAAUGCCAACAGACACAGACAGACACACUGAUCCGACAAAACCCAACAAAGUGUCUGUUGUGGUAUGAAUUGACCUUUUGACUUCCUUUCUUCUUCAUGAGAAAUGGGUGUCGAAACAGAAAGUUGUGCUGCACUUUGUGUCUCGGCAUGACUGGGUAUUUCUGCUUUUCUAAGCUGUAAGCUCAGUUUUUAAGCAUGUGAUAACAUGCACAAAUUGAACCGAUUUUUUGCUCCAAACAUUCGUUUUGGUGUGAACAAGCCUUGAGAAUACACAACAAUCUGCGUUAAUGUGCAGAUAUCACAGAAAUCCACACUGAAGGCACACAUUAAUGCACUGUUAUGGGCUUGCUGAACAGCUGCGUCUUUACUAAUGCUUUUAUCCAUGGUGGGGGUAUUGAUCUGUUUCUGUGGGGUUGAUGGCUGUGGUUUUGUACGUAUGCACAGAUGCAUGCUUUGAAUAAUUGGAGUGCCAGAUGGUUUAUUCUGUCACCCUGUGGGCGACCUUAGCCCAGAGCCUGAUAUAGCGCAAAACUACAUCCCAAACCCUCUAUAAUGAUUCUAAUACUAUGUGAACUCAAGGAAAACUGAAGGUGAUGCACAACAUUAUAUUCUAAUAGAUCAACCAUUAACAGUUAAUGCCAAACUUUGCGACACUAAGUAAUGGCAGAGCGAACACGCACAUGCGCAAACUCACACAAAUUACUGACGGGCCCUUCAGUAGGAAUGGCUAAUCCUGGUUUAUGAUUUUAUGGGCUGACCUUGGUUGAGCCAAAUGAAGAUAUUCAUCAUGUGCUAACUGAGAAAAGACACUUUCUCUUUCGCUCCCUCCCUUUCCGUGACACAGACAGGGAUGUCCUACUGAACUGUCGAAUCAGCUCUGUGCUGACUUCUCCCUUCCGGUCAAGGGGAAUUCAUGCACUUUACGGUUCACUGGGAAGGAAAAAAACAGUGCAGACUAAUUGCAUGAUAGUGAAGACGUCAAACUGUUCAAAGUACUGCGCCUGGAAGUCAAUGUUAUGCACAAAACUGGGUCAGCCUGUCAUGAUUAAGCUGUAGCCGGGAACACACUCAAGGUGAAGUGAGAGAAUGCUUUUCUCAAGCUGUCCACUUAUCAGGAAUCCCCAACAAAAUGUGAUUGCACCCAACGAACAACCUGAAGGAAUGUUACUGUAUAUUUGAGAAGACCUCCAUUGUCGAGGCUAAGAUGUUGAAGACGGAGGCCUCGGCAGAGAGGAAUACCCUGAGGAGCGCUUCCCCGCACCGGAAUGCUUACAGGACGGAGUUCCAGGCUCUAAAGAAGGCAUUUGACCAACCAAAACAGGAUGGAGACCCCAAACUCAAGGACCCGGAGGGGGUCAGGCAGCCUCGAGGGCGGCAAUACGGGGCCCACGUCAGUCGCAUCAAGAACAUGUUCAUGCAGAUGGGGACCGAGAGCACUGGGUCCAACAGACGAUCAAGGGAUGAGACCUCCCCACAGAAACUCAACAAGCCAACAAACUUCAUCAACAAGGCGGAUGGGUCAGUGGUCAAGUUCCAGCAUGGCACUGGAGAACGGACUGCCAGUGGCCAUCAUAACUCAAAGUUCUCAGAAACGAGGAAACUCUUUGAGCAGAGCUCCAGAGAUGCUUCACAGUCACCUGUGUACUCUUACGGCCGAGAGAAGAGGGGUUCUCACGAGCAUUUGGAUGACUGGCGGGGAGCACGUUCAAACAGAGGCAGUACGGACUCUUUGGAUAGUCUUUGCUCCAGGACAGAGGCCUCAUCUCCCACUGUGAGUCAGCUCAGUGCUGUGUUCGAAAAUAUUGAUCAGCAGGGCUCCGGUGCUACUUUCAGAAGAGGCCACGGAGGCGGAAGAGGGCUGUACUCCCCAGAUGGCUUACAGAGACACGGGGAGGCCAGCGAGGACGACACCAGUGCGCGACAGUCCCCGUCGCGUGGUUUUUACAGGACGCGAGUGGGUAGCAAGCACAAUCUGCCAGUUUCUUCAUCUUCAGAAGAUCUUCUCAGUCCUAGUCCUCUGUCUGAGGCCGUGGACCAAGUUAAACCAGACGAGAAGAAGCCCCAGGAGACCCCCGAGGUGGUUGAUGGAUCCAGUGAACCGAAACCAAAAGAUGAGGUAAACUCAACCAAGGCCGUGGAGGAUUCUUCAGUCAAUGACGCUGCAGGAAAUUCACAUGAGUCUACAGCUACCACAGCCCAUGAGGACACAGACGGUCAUGUGAAAGAGGAGUCUAGCCGGAUUACAGAGGAUCACAUUGAAGAACCCAAUGAGGAAUACUGUGGCAAUGAGAGAGUUAUUUUCACUGCCGAUGGAGAUGCUUGCUACCAGGGCUGGGGGGAGAGCUGCACGGACCUAGAGGAUGACCUGUACGAUGAUGACCUUUCCUAUGACCCAGGACCAGAGAUUACAGAGAUUCCUGGUCUUCCAGAAGAGGACAAGGAGGAAAUUCCACAAAAACGGAAAAUUAAAUUCAGCUCUGCACCCAUAAAAGUGUUCAAAACCUACUGCAAUGAAGAUUAUGACCGGAGGAAUGAAGAGGUGGACCCGGUGGCAUCCUCAGCUGAGUAUGAGCUGGAGAAACGGGUAGAGAAGCUGGAACUUCUCCCUGUGGAACUGGAAAAAGAUGAGGACGGCCUGGGCAUCAGUAUUAUAGGAAUGGGGGUCGGUGCUGACGCAGGCCUGGAGAAGCUGGGCAUCUUCGUCAAGACUGUCAUAGAGGGUGGAGCAGCAGAGAGAGAUGGCAGAAUUAAGGUGAAUGAUCAGAUCGUGGAGGUUGACGGCACAAGUUUGGUGGGAGUAACUCAGAGCUUCGCUGCUUCUGUCCUGAGAAACACGCAGGGUGUGGUUAGGUUUGUGAUUGGCCGAGAGCGUCCGGGUCAGCAGAGUGAGGUGGCUCAGCUCAUCAGUCAGACUCUGGAGCAGGAGAGACGUCAGAGAGAGAUGAUGGAGCAGCAGUACGCCCAAUACGACGCUGAUGAUGACGAGACAGGGGAAUAUGCCACAGAUGAAGAGGAGGAGGCAGGACAGACGGGAAGAGACAGAGAUGUGGCCAUUGAGGUUUUCGAUUUACCUGAAAAUGAGGAGAUCAUCUCGCCAUCAGAGCUGGAUGCCACCAAACUUUAUCAGAAGUUUCGAGAGCUGCAGAUUAAACACACUGUCACUGAAGCUGAGAUCCAGAAACUCAAGAACAAGCUGGCUGCAGUGGAAAAAGAGAAGGCACGGUGGGAGAGAGAGAAGACCCAGCUCAAGCAAAGCAUCGAGGAUAACAAGGAGAGGAUGCUAAAACUGGAGAGCUAUUGGAUCGAGGCUCAGACGCUGUGCCAUACGGUCAACGAGCAUCUGAAGGAGGCCCAGAGUCAGUAUCAGACCCUGGAGAAGAAGUACAACAAGGCCAAGAAGCUCAUUAAGGACUUCCAGCAGAGAGAGAUGGAGUUUGCACAGAGGGAAGAUGCAGAGAAGAAGAGGCUGGAGGAGGCGGAAAAGGCUCAUUUGGCUGAAAUCCAGAGUCUUCAAGUGAGGAUUGUUACUCUGGAGUCAGAGCUGAUGCAACUGAUGAAGCAAAAUGGCAUCCAGGUAAACAAUAACAACAACAGCGCUGAGAGCCGAGCCCAGCUGACUGAGAGACUGACAGCCUUACAGUGCCCAAGGACAAGUGUCACUGCAGCGGAACUGGACGAGCUGACAGGAGCCCAUGGAAAUCACACUGAGAGAGACGAGAGGGGCUCUAGGUCUCAAUCCUCCAGAGUGUCUGGUGCCACAGAGGCUGAUAAUGAGGGCUCUUCAGCAAGUCGAGAUGAAAAACAUGGCAAAAAAAUACUUGACUUGGGAUCUACUCUGAGGAAAAGCAACGGGAAAGAGCAGAAUCCAAAAGGAUCUCCUGGUAAAAGCUCCACAGGGCCUUCAGCAGAAAACAGCCCUGAAAGAUGCAAGAGCAAGAAAUCUCUUUCCUGGCCACGCUUCUUCUCCUAUUCAUAUUACGUGGGUCCUGGUGUCACUGAUGACCUCAGCCUCAGCAGCACGAGCUCCACAGAGAUCAGUGGUGCCCUGACCGACGUUAAGGUGUCUGGCCGAUCGCAAACACUAACGCUAUCCUCAGAUGAGAGUGUGGAUAUGAUUGAAGAUGAGAUUCUAGAUGACGGUCCGCCUCCAAAGCCGUAUCAGUGGCAGAACCGUAGUGUGACUGAAUGGACAUGUCAACAGGUGUCAUGUUGGCUCAUGGGUUUGAACCUGGAACAAUAUGUCUCUCUUUUUACUGCCAAGAAUGUGGAUGGAGAGCAGUUACUGAAGCUGGACAGCACAGCACUCAAGGCUCUGGGCGUAGAGUCCUCUCAGGAUCGGGCUCUGCUUAAGAAAAAGCUGAAGGAUCUGAAGUUGUUGAUGGAAAAAGCUCGUAGAAACAGAGAGAAAAUGGAGAAACAGCGCAAGAAAGAACUGGAGCAGGUUCAGAAACGGGUCCAGAAAAAUAGCAACUCCUCCGGACCAGGAGAGGGCGCUACUGAAUGACAGUACUUUUUAACCCUCACUACUAUCUCACCAUUUUAAGUACAGAUGAGUUCAGCGAUUCAAGAGACUCAAAGUUCAUUGCAAAAGGGGCUUAUUGCUACUGAGCUGCCAUUGGAUGAAUUGAAACCAAAAUGUCCAGAUAUGGAUUUUGUUAUUUUUACUGAACAACAUUCAGGUUUUUUCUUGUUUUAGCAGAAUAAUCACUGCUUUUUGGUUUCCUGUGUUUUAUGUCUGAUUAAUAUCUAUUUAUUUGCAUAUGGAGAGUAUGUAUGUUAACCGGAGCAUAUCAGCUCAUAACUCAUUCAUGACAGUUAAUAACUCUGCAUUACAAGCACCUUUAGACAUUGAGACAAUGUACAUAUGCAGAAAAAGUAAAUAUGAAUAUGUCUAACGUGCCAUUUUUCUAUCAAAACAAGGAUAGUUUGUUCAAGGAAAUGGGAAAGUUUUUAAUACGACUGCUUUGACAAAGCACAGGUCAUAGUGAUGGACAGUGUUGCUGUCGAGUGUCUCUUCACCUCAGACUAGAGUUUGAGUGCUGCUCAAAAGAACCACUACAGUCUGAUUCACUGGCGAACGCAAACCUUACUGUGAGAAGAAAGCCAUUCCGGGUAAUGAGAUAUCACGGACCCUCAUUGUGGAUAUUUCACUGUAUACUUUGAACCUACUGUUCGGAUCUCCUUCAACGACCUGCCAGUAUUCAAGUCGAAUACAACUGACGUGUACGUUCUUCUCCGAGCUUGAAACCUUCUAAUGAUCUUUGGAAGUCACGUGGUGGCAAUGCGAUACUAAACGAUUUCUCCAAAGAUGCGAGACUUGUAUUCUAAAAGAAAAAAGCAAGAAAAAAGCCCCUCUGCUGCUUCUAUUCCACAGCUACCUGCUUCUGCCCUCUCCAUCGCCCUGAGGUAGAUUCUCAGUUAGACCCAAGUGCUGCCUUUUGAAGUGCUUUAUGGUUUAUGGUUUGAGGUUACAGUUUGGAUCACGAUUGUGUGAAUGCACGUCUAUUUUACCGGCAUCCAAAUGUUGUAGAGCAGAUGACAAAUGUGCACUUAAAAUGGACCUAUAUCUAUAUACUAUAGAAGCUUGUUUCCGCCACAGAAUAAAAAAAAAAAGAUAAUUGCACCUUUUUAUCUCACAAUUCUGACUUUUUUUCUCACAAUUGCGAGAUAUAAAGUCGCAAUUGCGAGUUAUAAAGUCAGAAUUGCGUGAUAUAAAGUCGCAAUUGCGAGUUAUAAAGUCAGAAUUGCGUGAUAUAAAGUCGCAAUUGCAAGUUAUAAAGUCUGAAUUGCGUGAUAUAAAGUCGCAAUUGUGAGUUAUAAAGUCAGAAUUGUGAUAAAGUCGCAAUUGCGAGUUAUAAAGUCAGAAUUGCGUGAUAUAAAGUCGCAAUUGCGAGUUAUAAAGUCAGAAUUGCGUGAUAUAAAGUCGCAAUUGCGAGUUAUAAAGUCAGAAUUGCGUGAUAUAAAGUCGCAAUUGUGAGUUAUAAAGUCAGAAUUGUGAUAAAGUCGCAGUUGUGAGUUAUAAAGUCAGAAUUGCGUGAUAUAAAGUCGCAAUUGCGAGUUAUAAAGUCAGAAUUGCGUGAUAUAAAGUCGCAAUUGCGAGUUAUAAAGUCAGAAUUGCGUGAUAUAAAGUCGCAAUUGCGAGUUAUAAAGUCAGAAUUGUGAUAGUCGCAAUUGCGAGUUAUAAAGUCAGAAUUGUGAUAAAGUCGCAGUUGUGAGUUAUAAAGUCAGAAUUGCGUGAUAUAAAGUCGCAAUUGCGAGUUAUAAAGUCAGAAUUGCGUGAUAUAAAGUCGCAAUUGCGAGUUAUAAAGUCAGAAUUGCGUGAUAUAAAGUCGCAAUUGCGAGUUAUAAAGUCAGAAUUGUGAUAGUCGCAAUUGCGAGUUAUAAAGUCAGAAUUGCGUGAUAUAAAGUCGCAAUUGUGAGUUAUAAAGUCAGAAUUGUGAUAGUCGCAAUUGCGAGUUAUAAAGUCAGAAUUGUGUGAUAUAAAGUCGCAAUUGUGAGUUAUAAAGUCAGAAUUGCGUGAUAUAAAGUCGCAAUUGCGAGUUAUAAAGUCAGAAUUGUGAUAGUCGCAAUUGCGAGUUAUAAAGUCAGAAUUGCGUGAUAUAAAGUCGCAAUUGUGAGUUAUAAGGUCAGAACUGUGAUAAAGUCGCAAUUGCGAGUUAUAAAGUCAGAAUUGUGUGAUAUAAAGUCGCAAUUGCGAGUUAUAAAGUCAGAAUUGCGUGAUAUAAAAGUCGCAGUUGUGAGUUAUAAAGUCAGAAUUGCGUGAUAUAAAGUCGCAAUUGCGAGUUAUAAAGUCAGACUUGUGAUAAAGUCGCAAUUGCGAGUUAUAAAGUCAGAAUUGUGUGAUAGUUGCAAUUGCGAGUUAUAAAGUCAGAAUUGUGUGAUAGUUGCAAUUGCGAGUUAUAAAAUCAGAAUUGUGAGAUAGUCUCAAUUGCGAGUUUUAAAGUCAGAAUUGCGAGAUAUACUCACAUUUGUGAGUUAUAAAGUCAGAAUUAUGUGAUAGUCACAAUUGCGAGUUAUAAAGUCAGAAUUGUGUGAUAGUCUCAAUUGCGAAUUUUAAAGUCAGAAUUGCGAGAUAUACUCACAUUUGUGAGUUAUAAAGUUAGAAUUGUGAUAAAGUCGCAAUUGCGAGUUUAUAUCACGCAAUUCUGAGAAAAAAGUAAGAAUUGCAAUAUGUGAACUUGCAGUUGCAAAGAAAAAAGUCAGAAUUGAGAGAUAAAAAGUCGCAAUUACCUUUUUUAUUUUUUAUUCAAUGGUGGAAACAAGCUUCCAUAAUAUCAUAACACUACCAUUCAAAAGUUUAGGGUUAGUAAGAUUUUUUUUUAAUACUUGCAAGCAGGGCCUAAAACUAACUUUUUGCUACACCUGCCAAUGGCCGGUGACUUAAGAAAAUUUAUCGGCCAUAAAUAUUUUUUACCAGCCAUGAAACAAAGAUUAAUCCUUACCAAAGUUACAGAAGUUAUUCAGUCAUUAGCAAUUAGUGAUUGUUCUUUGUCUUUUGUUGUUUAACAUUAAAAACAGACAGCAGCAGGUUUAUUAGGCUGCUGUCACUUUAAGAGCGAAUGCACGGAUCCAAUAUACUGAUACACAUGCGUUUUCUUUCUCAACUGUUUACAUUCAGUUAAGACAUAACUAUGUUAUGUUUACAAGGAUAUUGCCAAGACAUAAGAAGACGUGAAAGAGAGCUCAGAUCAGUAUUUGCACACUGUUUGAGAUGCGGAUUUCUGGGCGCACUCAUCGGAUGUUUGCAUAUGAAACUUCCUACACAGCGUGCGAGUAACGAAUUGAGUUCCCUUUACUGAACAACAUAUACAGUUUUAAACAUUGAUGAUAAACAGAAAUGCUUCUUGAGCAGCAAAUCAGAAUUAUUUCUGAAGGGCCACGUGACACUGAAGACUGGAGUAUGAUGCUAAAAAUUCAGCUUUGCAUCACAGGAAUAAACUUUUGAAUGGUAAUGUAUGUUAUUUUAUCAGUAUAGACUUUAUUUAGUUUGAUCCCAUUGUUUGUUUUUUUAUCAGUAUUUGUCACACUCACAAAGAGAGCACCGUAACGUGGUAAAUAAGUGUUUUAUAAUGUAAUUUACUGCAUAGAGUAACCAAUAUAGCCUCUAUCGAUUUAUCCUGGGUUGUAUUUUAAAAUUUAUGCAACACAUUUCCCUUAUGUAUCCAUUGCAAGUGUACAAAACACAGUAGCCUACAGACGUCGCUUUUGCAUUUCAGAUUCCGCUUUGACGAGUCAAACAGUAUUAAGCCUGCGUUCUUUUCACUGCCCAGUUUUUUCUGUCCAGAUCACAUUUUUCUCAAUUCUGCAUUCUUGUAAACAUGCUGUUCUCCCAUCUGUGAUGAUGUUCAUGUUUACAUUUGAAUUACUGGUUAUUUCCAUAGCAACAUGAAGGCAGCUUCAGUGUUACUUGGGCACUGUACAGAGAACAUCAGGCAGUGCCUGAUGACCCUGUGGAUUUAUUACAAGCACUCAAAUGUGACUCCAUGUAAGAUUAUAUUCACUGUUAAUUACUGAAUUAUUUAUCUCUAAUAAUUUGAAGUCUGUCAUAGUCUAUUUAUUUUUGUUCCCAAUCAAAGAAAUGUUUGUAAAUCAGUUCACGUUAUUUAUUUACGAAGCAAAAAAGUAUUACCAAAACAAAAAAAAAAUGUUAUACAUUGUAAUCAAAAAGUCAGAGAAUUAGUAUGUUUCUUCAUUAGCUCACAAUGCUCUUGUGAACAUAUCUUUAUAUGCUCGUCUUAACAUGAAAUCCUUUCUAGCCCUCUAACUGGAAAAUAACCUGCUGUAGAUCCAAAUCUAACCUGCCUGUCCAUUUACUAUAUACUGACUUUUGUAUGUGAAAGUUGAAGCAAUAGCUUUUAAGCCCGGUGUUUUGUUUGUUUGUUUGUUUUUAAAUCAAUUUCCAUGAGGAGACUGAAGACCGGGUCUGUCUGUCUGAAUGUGUCUGUGUGCAGGGAUAAUCACGUACUGAUUUGAUGACAGAAAUGUGUUUCUCGUUCGUGGGUUGUUUUGUUGUUCUCACUAUACAGCAGAGUCGGUCAGGGUAUAUAGAGGAGCUGCACGCAAAACACCUGAGAAAAGAGCAUUAACCUGUGUAUUUUCUUUUGUCAUACCCGCAUGAGGGACCUUAAUGUGCCAUAGCCUACCCAUUCUUUCCAAAACUACUCAAUUUUAUCUUUUAUUUUUGUUCAUAAAAAAUUAAAAGCCUUGUGAAAGUUUGUCAUGUUGGACUGUAAAUACACUUCAAAUGACAUAUUUGGUCAGAGAAAUACAAUGAAAGAUCAUUCCAAA
This is a messenger RNA of Ctenopharyngodon idella (grass carp), 10643 nucleotides long. It is a transcript of the gene ppp1r9a, whose product is annotated as protein phosphatase 1, regulatory subunit 9A. The record is from RefSeq and is a predicted model, not a curated record. Bases 2560 to 5859 code for a protein of 1099 amino acids. Gene Ontology annotation, cellular component: actin cytoskeleton; dendrite; postsynaptic density. Gene Ontology annotation, biological process: calcium-mediated signaling; neuron projection development; actin filament organization. The transcript is spliced from 21 exons. Lineage: Eukaryota; Metazoa; Chordata; Actinopteri; Cypriniformes; Xenocyprididae. Gene Ontology annotation, molecular function: actin filament binding.